CUUAAUCCAGAUGGGAAAAUACCUGUCUCACUGACUGAAGAUGAUUGACAGCUGUCUGUUUUGUUGAGAUUUGGAAGAUAUAAUAAAAACCGAAUUAUUUUUCAGUCUUCCAGGAAACUUUCUCCUCUUCCUCCUCUCCUUGCUUUCUAUACCUUUCAACAGGAAAGCAUUAAAAGAAAAAAAGUAUUCAACAAAAUCAAGCCUUUGUCGGUGCUUUUAUCUGCUCAGAGAUUCUCUUGAAAAUAAUUGUCUGAUGAAGAGGAAGGAAAGGAAACGAGCUUCUUGAACUUUUUAAAUCAUUCAGUGUCUGCUAUCGGAAGAAUGAAAUUUGGGGUUAUUUUUUGAGUUGUAUAUUCCUACUUUUUGUGCGUGUGUGUGUCGAGUGCCUUUUUUCCCUUUAGGGCAGGAGUCGCCUCACAGUUUCUAGGUUCCUGUGUGAUCAUUAGUACAGAUGUACAUUUGUAGUAGGAAUCUAGGAACAUUUUAGAGCAUUAGAUUUGCACAGACUAGGCAGUACUUCUUUUCUGUUUGGGGUAGAUGACAGCACCUGGGAAGAACCACCUGUCUGUUCUCUCCAUGGACUUACCUGGCUGUCACAUUUCUCCUGGGAUUUAUAGUAUUUGAAGAUUCAUUUUGAUGCUCUUUAUGAAUAAUUAGUGUUUUUCCCCCUUUUAAGGUGCUUUAAGAUCUUGGCGCCUGUUCCAGUCUGAGACACCAUAGUAAGAACGAAAGGGCAAUGUCAUGGCCAACAGUUCUUAGUUGCUAGAGAAGUUAGGCCAUUUAAUUAUGAGGUCAAUUAAUUUUUAUUCUUAGUUCAAAAUGAUAAAUUUUUUCACUGACUUUUAAGUAUCAGCUGUGAUAGUAUAGAUUGCUCUUUCCUGUGGAAAUGAAAUAUAUUUUCAGAGUUUUUUUUUCUUUUUAUAAAGAAUGUCUUGUUGCGCCGUUUUGCUAGACUGAACAUUUCCUCGUCGCGUAGUGAGCGCUUCCUCUAAUUCAACCUUUGUCUUUUGUCUUUGCUGCCUUGCAGGGCUGGUACAGUAGGCUUCACUAGACUUAGCUGCAACUCAGAAUUCUCCUCCCGCACCUGGGCAAAUGCUGACGGUCUGUGCGAGUGGAUUAAGAGUACGAGCUAAGUUCUCAAUCCCAAUUAAGAAGCGGAGGAAAAUUUAAACGGUCUCCUUCCGAGUUUAUCACUCCACCACCAUCAAGACAGCAAACCAAAGGACAAAGACUGCCUGCUCUGUGGCUCUGUAGUCCCGCUCCGUACGGCUUACAGCCCUGGCUGGGUUACUAGUGCGUAAAUAACAAGUCGGACACUUCCGUUGUUGGACACCGUUAUUCACAAAGUGACCAACAUGCGGGCUGUGCUGGAGACGGCAGACAUUGCCGUAGUGGCCCUCUACUUUGUCCUGGUCCUGUGCAUUGGCUUCUUUGCCAUGUGGAAGUCUAAUAGGAGCACCGUGAGCGGAUACUUCCUGGCCGGGCGCUCUAUGACCUGGGUAGCGAUUGGGGCCUCUCUGUUUGUGAGCAACAUUGGGAGUGAGCACUUCAUUGGGCUGGCGGGAUCUGGAGCGGCGAGUGGAUUUGCCGUCGGUGCGUGGGAGUUCAAUGCCUUACUGCUGCUGCAGCUUCUGGGCUGGGUUUUCGUCCCGAUUUACAUCCGGUCGGGGGUGUACACCAUGCCUGAGUACUUGUCCAAGCGCUUUGGUGGCCAUAGGAUUCAGGUCUAUUUUGCAGCCUUGUCUCUGAUUCUCUAUAUCUUCACCAAGCUCUCGGUGGAUCUGUAUUCAGGCGCCCUCUUUAUCCAGGAAUCUUUGGGUUGGAACCUGUAUGUGUCUGUCAUCCUGCUCAUUGGCAUGACUGCCUUGCUGACUGUCACCGGAGGCCUUGUUGCGGUGAUCUACACAGACACUCUCCAGGCGCUGCUCAUGAUCGUUGGGGCCCUCACACUUAUGGUUUUUAGUAUGAUGGAGGUUGGCGGGUUUGAGGAAGUUAAGAGAAGGUACAUGUUGGCCUCACCCAAUGUCACUUCCAUCUUGUUGACAUACAACCUGUCCAACACCAAUUCUUGUAAAGUCCACCCUAAGAAAAAUGCACUGAAAAUGUUGCGGAGUGCGACAGAUGAAGAUGUGCCUUGGCCUGGAUUCCUUCUCGGGCAGACCCCAGCCUCCGUGUGGUACUGGUGCGCCGACCAGGUCAUCGUGCAGAGGGUACUGGCAGCUAAAAACAUUUCGCACGCCAAAGGCUCCACUCUGAUGGCUGGCUUCUUGAAGCUUCUGCCCAUGUUCAUCAUUGUGGUCCCAGGCAUGAUCUCCAGGAUCCUGUUUGCGGAUGACAUAGCUUGCAUCAACCCGGAGCACUGCAUGCAGGUGUGCGGCAGCAGGGCCGGGUGCUCGAACAUCGCGUACCCGCGCCUGGUCAUGAGGCUGGUCCCCGUGGGCCUCCGGGGCCUGAUGAUGGCGGUGAUGAUCGCGGCUCUGAUGAGUGACUUGGACUCGAUCUUUAACAGCGCCAGCACCAUCUUCACCCUGGACGUGUACAAACUCAUCCGCAAGAACGCCAGCUCCCGGGAGCUCAUGAUCGUGGGGAGGGUAUUUGUGGCUUUCAUGGUGGUGAUCAGCAUCGCGUGGGUGCCAAUCAUCGUGGAGAUGCAAGGAGGCCAGAUGUACCUUUACAUUCAGGAGGUGGCAGAUUACCUGACGCCCCCCGUGGCGGCCCUGUUCCUUCUGGCAAUUUUCUGGAAGCGCUGCAAUGAGCAAGGGGCUUUCUAUGGUGGAGUGGCUGGCUUUGUUCUCGGAGCAGUGCGCUUAAUACUAGCCUUCACCUACCGGGUCCCGGAAUGUGACCAGCCCGAUAACAGGCCUGGCUUCAUCAAAGACAUUCAUUACAUGUACGUGGCCACCGCGUUGUUUUGGGUCACUGGACUCAUUACUGUAAUUGUCAGCCUUCUCACGGCACCCCCCACGAAGGAGCAAAUUCGUACCACCACCUUUUGGUCUAAGAAGAGCGUGGUGGUGGAGGAGAGCUGCUCCUCGAAAGACGAACCAUACAAAAUGCAGGAGAAGAGCAUCCUGCGAUGCAGUGAGAACAGUGAGCCCAUCAACCACAUCAUUCCCAAUGGGAAGUCUGAAGACAGCAUUAAGGGCCUUCAGCCUGAAGAUGUUAAUCUCUUGGGGACCUGCAGGGAGGAGGGCAACCCCGCAGCUUCCUUAGGUCAUUCAGAGGCAGAAACACCAGUAGACGCUUAUUCCAAUGGGCAGGCAGCACUCAUGGGUGAAAAAGAGAGAAAGAAAGAAGCAGAGGAUGGAGGCCGCUGCUGCAAGUUAAUAGAUUGGUUCUGUGGCUUUAAAAGUAAGAGCCUCAGCAAGAGGAGUCUCAGAGACCUGAUGGAGGAGGAGGCGGUCUGCUUACAGAUGCUGGAAGAGCCUCCACAUAUUAAACUAAUACUAGAUAUUGGACUUUUUGCUGUGUGUUCACUUGGAAUUUUCAUGUUUGUUUAUUUUUCCUUAUGAACUUUUAAGGAUAUGGUGAGACAGUAACUUAAGAAAAUACUGGUCUUUGGAAAAAAAACUUACAUAACUGUUGCAUCUUUCAGGCAUUGUUUACGCUGUAGGUUUUAGCCAAAUUUUACUCAGCAGAACAUCAUCUAUUUGCAAGACUUUAUUUUCCCAGAGACGGAUGAAAGUAAACUUUCAACCUAAAUGAAGCAAAGCUUGUUUAAUAGACUGAAUUGUGCAAAUAUGGUUUAAAAUUUUUCAUACCAAAGUAAGACCAAUUAUUCUCACAGAACACGUAGAGCAGAUAUAAGCCGUCACGAGAAAGUGAACUGUCUGCACUGCCAGGUCCUGGUAGAUUUUAGCCUGAAGUAGAAGACUUGCUCAUUUCAGAGUUUUUUCCUGUCUCUGUAAUCCCUCCUACCAUUUAAAAAAAUUUUUGCACUUGUAGAGAUUGUAUAAUCAAUUCUGUACUGAAAAUCUAACUUAUGUGCUAGUGAGGUACUUGUUCCAGGACAAGUUAGUUAGUUGCCGGGUUCAUUUGGUUAGCAUGAGCCUGUGGAUUCUGAUUGCCAAAAGAAAGGAAGAACAUCUUUCUGUAGCUAUUCUUGUACCACCACUAUAUGCAGUGUUGGGGGAAAGUUUGUUCAGUUCCUUUUUUCCCCACUUUGAAUUUUAGUGAACCAUACUCAAAUGACCACCAAGUCUGUCUUUAUAAAGUUAUAUGCCAUUAUUGUAUUUUUAAGUGGUUAUGGGGGGGAAGAUGAAGUAAACUUUGCUGAUGACCUCCACAUUCAUUGGCCAAAUUAAGGUUGUUCAUAUUGUUUGGGAGUUUUGCAGCCCCUAAGCAGUGUCGGACCAGCUCCCGCUGAGCAGGUGAUUGCUUGUACUCCACUAACUCCCCAGGCACGUGCUUGGCAUUUGGUGACGCUCUUGCGUAGCCAGAUGCCUUCCCAAGUAGAUCCAGUUGGAAGAUAUGUUCAGAAAUUGAAGAAAAAUUGACACUGCCUUAGUGCUGGGUUGCCCUGCUUGAUCAGAUCAUGAUAUAUGGAGGUUGUUUAGGCUUUAGAGGGAAAAUUUAAUUCUGAGAUUAUAUUUAUUCUUGAUCAGUGUUUUUCUUGAUACACCUUUUCAAAAGACUUACCAUCUGUACCCGGCCUAUACAUUUUUGCUUAAAAAGUUAAGUGAUUUAGAGCAUGAAGAUGUUUGAAUGCAGACUGGCCAUGAGUAACGGGACACUCAGUGCAUGUUUUGCUGUGGGUAGAUUGUCAGUAUCGUCCUUACAGAAUGGACAGCAUGUGUGAGAGGUGCUGUGAGCAGGAGCUCCUGGUUUGGUAGCGUGCCUCCCGGAGGGUCACAGGACCUGUGUGAUCAUAAGACCCUUUAUCUUGACAUGGCUUGGUUCACAGUUGCAACCUCCAUAGAUGGGAUUCGGCGUUCACGGGCUGAUGCCCCCUCACGAGGGCAAGGUGCACAGAAGGUGGUAGAGGGAAGCUCCGCAGAUUCUGGAGUUUGGUGUCUGUGCAGCACCAUCCCCUCCCAAACUCCACAAUAGAUGAAGGGCACUGCCUGUGUAUCUACUUUCUUUGACUUUUCUGUACUCUGAUACUUUUUAAAUCGCAUGAUUUUAUUAAGCUUAUAUUUAGGCAAAAUUAUUACUUUUUUAGGUACUUUUGUAGGUUUUGAAUCAAAACUCAGUCCUAAUGACAUUAACUAUUUUGUAUUCUAUAAACCAGUUUCAUUAAUGAUGGACUUGAUUAGUCCAAAGUUGAUUUAGAAAUGAUCGGGGAGCUUCAUGUCUUCCCACCACCAGGAGGCUUUCUGAUGGACUGAGGCUGUAGCCGAGAAAACACUUUUUAUGUGAAUAGCAUGGUUGUUGAGAGCUUACAGUGCCUUGUAGAAUUUUUUCUCAAUUUCACUCUUAAGGUUUAUAAGUUGGGGGCCAAAUAAAUAGGGACCAUCCUUUUCUUGUCUGGAGGCUGAGGCUGUCACACGUCCAAGGUUAUUACAAACUCCACUGGGAAGAGCAGACAACCAGGUGUCCACUCUGGACUCAUGGUUCAUGGUUCGUCCUUUUCUCAAAGAAUGUUCCUCCUCUGAGAUAACCUUCCGCAUUUGGGAAAUAGCAGACUCUCCGAUUUUUCAAAAUGCCAUUCAGUUGGAGGAAUUAGCAUUUUCUUUGAUGACAUUGCUGGUCACUCAGCAAUGAGGAUCGCCAUACUGGCUGGGCAGCCUUCUUACCCUUUGUACUUACAGCACAAAUGAGUAGGUGGUGUUUAUGUAGACUCCCCCUUUAUUUUAUGUUGUGUCCUCACUUUUGGAGUAUUAGGGUCCCCCUGCCUUCUCUGCUGUUGUCUUAGUAUAAUAGUGAAAUGCAUCAUCUUGUGUCUGUUCGUGUGUGUAUAUAGCAAUAGGUCAAGUUUAGAGGACUAAAGCCUGUAAAUAAGGAAUGACUAUUAGCAUAUCCAUUAGGUUGUUUAUUCUUUGCCGUGUAAACAUCACUUUGUUUAGACUGAAGUCCCUGAAGCUUGUCCUUGUUGCUUCCCAGCAAUAGAUAACGUGCUUGAAAGCAUGUGGAUUGCUGAGGGCAGCUUCAUUUCAGGGGUUCAUUUUUCAGUCUAAGGUCAUUAGAAUGAUUGUUCAUGGAAUGAUACGUGGUCUGUCUUAAGCUAGCAAAAAUGUUCAUUCUUCACACUAAUGAAAUGAGUCCUAAAUGGUAUUGAUCUCUCUAUAUAGACAUGUAUAUAUUUUUAUAUUGGUUCAGCUGGUUCAGAAUUGACCAAGAGGAAUAGUGACUAAAAUAGCUGAGAGUCAAAAUGAGGUGAGGACACUGGUCUUCACAGGGGAGAAGAUCCAGUCUGACCUGCGGUGAAUGGUAGCCCCAGUCCUUAGAUUGGUCCUUCAGGCCUCUUCCUCUCAAGGUCUGAUGAGAGAGCGUAUCACUCUGGUUUGCAGAAUAAUUCGUGGCUCUGUUGUGGGCCCUCUGAUUCCUCUGUUCAUCUGUCCUGCCACCCAAGGGAGCCAGCAGCUUUUGAAACACCUGAGCCUGUUUCCUGGCUCUUCUUUCCUGUGAGGUUGUCCCGCCGUCUCUAAGUUAGAGAGGCACCCAGCGGAGCAGCGGGCUGUGUCCUGGGCCAGAUCCCGCAGAUCCGACUUCCCAGCACUUCCUGUUCACUGGCUGUGAGAGGGUCACAGUAGCCAUAGCUUUUAGAGAUGGCACCUCCCGUAAUGAGCAGGGACCCACCACUUUGUGAAAUCCACAUUUUGAGGAUGAGUGGAAAGGUUAACAGCGCUCUAACCCGAGGCUGAGUGGGGAGGGGAAGCUGAGUGUGUCCUGGGCUGUGGGUGUCAAGUCUGCGCUGUUCUCAGGCACUCCAGUGCCCUUUCCCUAUUCUGGGCGUGGGGAAUCUUACACCCCCCCCCCCCCAAUAACAUUUAAUGUAGGUGAUGGGUUAGUGGCAUUCUUUACCACCCUAUAGAGUGGCCAUAUUACCAGCCAUUGGAAGAUCGGGCCAUCAGUGUUCCCACUGGGCGUGUCCGCUCACUGCUUUCCUUGUCCUUCACUCCUCUGUGCGUUUCCAUCUGAGAUGCGGCGACGGGAACGGACCACCUGGGCGCCAGGCAGUGGCGUCUCCCCAUGCCCAGGCUGGGGUUGAGGGGUAUAUGCAGACCCUUCCUGUUACGUCAUGUGGCUACAGAGACUUGCAGGACAGGCUUCCCGAGGAACAGGAACACUAUUUAGUGUGAUGCGGAGAAGUUCCUGGGAGAUACAGCGUUAACAAGUCGGUAAAGGACAAACGUGAGCUUAAAAGAGUGUAGAAUCACAUUCCUUGAAUUCUCAGCAUCUUGACUCUCAGCUAGUUUAAACCCCUCCCCAUAUAGGUUAGGGUAUCAGUGAAUAAGGUGCAGCCUGUUAAACCCUGGUUUGAUGUUUGAUAUUGUAAAGUAGGAGUUUAUGAACAUAUUUGAGAUUAAAAUGACUAAUAUUUGAAUGGUUUUAGGCUUCAGUAUUCAUAAGGUUUCUUAUUAGCCGAAUGUUAAAUGCUUCAUUUCAAUGUUGAAGACUUGACUAGUGAGGGUGUGUGUGUCUGUGAGAAUAGCCCCCUGUCAUCCAGAGAGACUGUCUUCUCCCCGAGUCUCUCCCUUCAGAUGCUUUCAUUCUUCCCUGGGCUCGGCCUGUUGUCCUCUUAGCUCAUUUCCAGGCUGAUUGCUAUGGUGUUAAAGCGCUGCUCUUGCACCAGUGUGAAGACCUGUAUCCAAAUAAUGAUCCAUUAACUAUAGAUGUGUCUAAAAACUACCACAUUUCUAUUAGCUUCAACUGUUAAUUCUCAAGAAUGAUUUUCUCAGAGUGUGUGUUCACUAAUAAGAAAAGCCCUAAUUCAGUAUUUUAUUCUCAAAACUUCUUUUUUAAAAAUUAGGGAGACAGCAGUAAUUACAUUCAUGAGACCUUUUGAAAAGACUGUGCCACAGUGCAGAGUGGAAUGGUGUUUUGAUGUCAGAAAGCCUUGUUACACUAAUUAAGGUAAAAAGUUGGAGUAGUCAGUUGGCAUCUAGAGAAACCCCUUUGUGCUAGUUAGGUAUGAAGUUGGACUACACGAGAAGUAAUCUUGGUUCCUACACUUGGUUAGGCUUGGUUGACUCAACCCCUUUUCCUCCAUUAAAGUCCCGUCUCUUCAUCGGCUUGCUGUUGGUCUGACUCUGCUACCUUUACUCCUAGAACAGCAUUUAGCUACGGCCCCAAAUAACUAACAGGCGUGGCCAGUGCUGUGCCCAGACUCGGUUCACUUACUCCUCGUGUACAUGUUUUUAUUUAAGCUUCUCCCUCCACAGCAGGGAACAAGGCUUUCCACUGCUCAUUGACUUCGAAAGGCAUGUUGUGUCAUCUGUGUUUUUGUUUCCAUCUCAAGUCCUUUGUGAAGGAUAGAUUGAGUUUUCUGUUUGGGGUUAGACAUUCCAUUUAUGUGGUAACUGACAGCCCUAACCAUUGGCAUGUAGUCUUUGAUUCAGAAGUAAACUGUGGUGUAUCUGUAUCAUUACUCAUGUCACGCACAUGACUUUCUAAGAAGCUGUUGACUUAACCCAUGAGCCUCACUCUAAGGACUUUUGCAGUUUGUUGUGGUUACCGGGAUGUACGGCGUGUUUGAAGGAAGAUGCUGGAGUAAAUAAUGCAACUGAAGAGCAAGUCAAGGCAAAGCCCCAUGGCCUCAGCUUCCUCUAGUGGAGUGGCGGUGGCUUUGCUCUCCUCAGAAAAGCGCUGUAACUGUUGCCGUGACCCCCCCCCCCCCCCGCCCCCAGUUCAAGACAUUUUGCAGUCCGAGAACUCUGUAAAUAAGGGAAAUACAUAUUUCAGUGGCUUUGGCAAUAGCACAAGUUGACAGUAGAUAACCACAGCCCUAUUGGAGACUUACUGUCUCGGUGAGUUCACCUUGUUGCCCUCGUGCUGUGGAGAAAGGAAUGCUUCCUUUUUGUGAAUGGCCUCUGGGCUAACUAGUCUGGGUAAUUGUUCAGUAUCAUGUAGCCUAGACUUCUUUAAGUGGGAUGUUUUUAAUAAUUCACUUUUUUGUUACAAUAGUGGGAAAUAAAUUAAACUCAUUGCUGUUACUGGAAUCCCAAGUUGUCAGAGGCCAGUCUAUAGAGCGUCUGGAAUCGAAUCCGCUUCUGAGCUUGGUGUUGUGACUAGUGCCUGUGCUGCCAGUGCUGACUGCCAGUUUGCACCUUUCCUUUUCCUGAUUGAAAUGGGUUAGUUUCUCUUUUUAAAUUUUGUUACAGCUUUAGUGAGGGAAGUAAAAAAAAAAAGUACAUUUAUAUUUACGUACCUUAUAUGCAGCCUUUAUUUAGGUUCAAGGAAACCAGGUAGCUCCAAUUGGUGUUGCAGCUUAAAUGUUAUUUAUUGCACAUGUUUAUUUCCUUAGUUAAAAAGUAAGGUUCUUAUAUUAAUUUUGUGAGUAUAUCUUAACUUUAUCAUUAUCCAGUGUAGGUUUGAUAGAUGUAUCUGAGAACCUGUAUGUGACAGCAAUUCACAUUCCAUGAUAGGGAAAAGGGCAGAGGCCCAUAGAAAGCACAAAAUCCUGUCCACACGUGUGUCUCCUCAUGUAGAAAGCACAAGAGUAACGGUACUCAGUAUCCCACAAGUGCCAGCCAUAGAACCCGCCAGGGUUUGGGUUAGGAUGGGACCACAGUAUUGAAAGCCCUCGACAAUGACGUAUGGCUUCCAAAGGAUAGCAGUUCAGUGUGAUCAUCUGAGGAAGUUUGUAUUUUGGUGGAGGGAGAGCAUACAAAUGUCAGUAAUGCUACAGUUUUAUUUGAGGAUCACCAGCUACAGUGGGGUCUGUGGGCUCUUUCCCACAAUCUGGAAGCAAAGAAGCAAGGACAGACUUGGUUUUUGGUGGGUGGAACGGCUUGACAAACUUGUGCUGUAGAGCUAUUGGAGGUUGGAUGGUUUAUUUGUUUUAAUCUUAAAGCUUAAGGAUAUUUAAUCUCCCAUGAAUACUGCCCUGAAGAUGUGGAGAAAUUCCUUAUUUUAACAGGGCAACUCCCACUUGCCUUUCAUCUUUCUGUAGGUUUGUGUGGAAGGGGUGACGUUACCUGGACUUUCGCUCUGCUUGAUGGCACUUCAUGUUAAUAGAGCAGAAUUUCACCCAGGUGUUCUAGCACCAAGCUAAUUCUGAGAGCUCCCAGAUGAGCUCCUUGCUUUUCACAGUGGCUGUGAGGAUCUGCAGGGUUCUUUUGCCUGUCCCAUUCCCUGCUUCAAGACCAGAUGAGAUGCAGUCAGUGAAUGAGUGAGCAAAAGAAGAACACGCUGUGUUUGGUUCUGCUUGGCAUUGUCCUUACCUUACCCUGACUUUCUCCACCUGAAUAGUUCCUGUUUAUCAAGAAUGAAUAAGGAGCCCUGCUGGCGUGGCUCAGUGGUUGAGGGUCGACCUAUGAACCAGGAGGUCACGGUUCGAUUCCCAGGGAAGGGCACAUGCCUGGGUUUUGGGCUCCAGCCCCAGUGUAGGGUGUGCAGGAGGCAGCCGAUCCAUGAUUCUCUCAUCAUUGUUUCUCUCUCUCUCUUUCUCUCUCGCCCUCUCUCCCUCUUUAUCUCUGAAGUCAAUAAAAAUACUUUUUGAAAAAAGAAUGAACAAGGAUAUCUUUGUCUUGGAUUUUGCCUAUUGUCAAAAGAUAAAACUCAGACUGGGGAGAAGUAACUACCAUUGCUCCCACUCUGUUUUGUAUGUUUGUCUUGGUGAACUCUGAUACCCUGGAGUGGGAUUGAAGCUGGGUACACUAAUGUGACGGGUGCCAGGAGGGUUCACCUGACACCUGGAGGGAGAGAUUCUCUUCCCGCAGGAAGUAGCGGGCGUCCCUCCACUUUAUCUGGAAGGUAAAGCCUCAGGCUUCGGGCUGAGAGGGGAGCGCCAGAGAGGCAGGACAGAGGACAGGUCUGAGGAGCACCUUGGCCGGCAGCCGGUGGUCAGGCAAGGCAGCUAGGCCCUGGCUGUCUCUUGUAUGUGCUCUGCACGUUACAUGUUGCUUCUAAACGCAGGUGUGUGUGAGAACUUAAUGCUGUGCAAGAUUCUUUUGUCAGAAUAUCUUUUGUUUAUAAUUCCAUGAAGAUUGCUUUAAUUAGUCUAGGUGAAGGAGGCCUCGCUGUGUAAAUAUGUAUAAUAGAAACUCCUGAUUUCACUGUGAGAUCUCUAACUUUUGAGUGGCAAACAGAUCAACAAGUCUUUUGCUCAUGGAUUUUUCUGUGGGGUUAUUACAAUACAAAAGCUUUAUUUUUUUUAAUAAUGACAUGUUACGUUAGAUGAUGGUAUGGAAUCGUUCCCUGCUUCCCCACCAGUACUGCUUCCGUGUGUGGAUUGCCAACAGAGUUCAGAAAUAGAGCGGGAUUUGCCAUUCUUUGCUUGGACAUCCUGUUUUCUGUUGCCCAGACACAGGUUGGCAAUCACAUGAACCGUGUUGGCUUCUCAGUGCUUUUUGUUUGUUUGAUGAGGUGGAUUUCAAACACAGUUGCUGUGCAAAGGUCAGUAGUCUUCUUCAAGAAGAAACCAACUCCUGUUUAGUGUCCAGUGAGAUGCUUCCUCCAUUUCUUCACUCUCAAGCCAGUGUCAGCGGAGCACUGCUGCUUUGUCUAAUGACUUGGAUAUGUAAGUAUUAACGCGUUUUUAGAAGACGUCCACAUUGAAAAUGUCUUCCCAGUGUCCUGCCUUUAUGCUUCCUUCAGACUCCUGUUGAGAGACCCGCCUGCGCACUGGGGGGUGUAGUGUGUAUUGUGUACAUGUAUCAACUCAUCACUUAUUCAUUGUAGACCAAAUGGAAUCAUAAAUGAAUGUGCUGAAUUAUUGGUGAGUUUUUUGAAUUGUAAAUAGAUUUCCAGUGUACCCUUCAUUGUCUACAGCUUUUGUUUUUUUAAAGGUAUAUAACUAGUUGGGUCCAUCUCAUACAAUGUUUUAGUUACAAGCAGAAAGUAGAAUUUGAUUAAACCAGGUUAUUUACAUAUUGAAAGGAAUACAACUGAGAUUGUAGAUUUAGGAUUGUUAACCAUACAUGACAGUUCUAGCUUGACUAUUUUAGCCUACUGUAUACAAUCUGAUUUAUAAAAUUGUAGACAUGUAUGAUCUUGGUUUCAUGUGUUUUUAAAAGUGUUAUUGUUUAAAAAAAAAAAAAAAAAAGCAGAUCUGCUAAAGAGCUGUCAGUUCUCAUCCCUGACUCUGUAGAAUACACUGUUCUCUGUGUACUGUGUGUCAUUUUGCCAGCUGCUGCGUUCGCCUUCAAAAGUAUUUGGAAACUUAAGAUGAACUACAUUCCUUGCAAAGUAUAUUCCUUUCUGUGGUAUUUUUGUCCUGUAACUGAAGUAUAGUAAUUAUUUUAUGGAAAUGUUAGCACUUAUGUACCAACUUUGAAUAAAAUGAAAAAUUGACA
Messenger RNA from Myotis lucifugus (little brown bat), 12398 nucleotides. RefSeq names its product solute carrier family 5 member 3 (gene SLC5A3). The transcript has a single exon. The coding region runs from base 1356 to 3512 and encodes 718 amino acids. Lineage: Eukaryota; Metazoa; Chordata; Mammalia; Chiroptera; Vespertilionidae. Gene Ontology annotation, cellular component: plasma membrane. The record is from RefSeq and is a predicted model, not a curated record. Gene Ontology annotation, biological process: transmembrane transport; inositol metabolic process; myo-inositol transport. Gene Ontology annotation, molecular function: D-glucose:sodium symporter activity.